Messenger RNA from Mesocricetus auratus (golden hamster), 477 nucleotides. Its product is annotated as S-phase kinase-associated protein 1-like. NCBI's taxonomy places the organism in Eukaryota, Metazoa, Chordata, Mammalia, Rodentia, Cricetidae. Bases 1 to 477 code for a protein of 158 amino acids. Gene Ontology annotation, cellular component: cytoplasm; nucleus. The record is from RefSeq and is a predicted model, not a curated record. The transcript has a single exon. Gene Ontology annotation, biological process: SCF-dependent proteasomal ubiquitin-dependent protein catabolic process. Gene Ontology annotation, molecular function: cullin family protein binding.
AUGCCUUCGAUAAGGUUGCAGGGUUCUGAUGGAGAGAUAUUUGAAGUUGAUGUAGAACUUGCCAAACAAUCUGUGACCAUCAAGGCCAUGCUGGAAGAUUUGGUAAUGGAUGAUGAGGGAGAUGACGAUCCUAUUCCCUUAACAAAUGUUAAUGUAGCAAUUCUAAAAAAGGUCACUCAGUGGUGCACCCAUCACAAGGAUGACCCUCCUCCUCCUGAGGAUGAUGAGAACAAAGAAAAGCAGACAGACGAUAUUACUGUUUGGGACCAAGAAUUCCUGAAAGUUGGCCAAAGAACACUUUUUGAACUUAUUCUGGCUGCAAACUACUUAGACAUCGAAGGUUUGCUUAAUGUCACAUGCAAGACUGUGGCCAGUAUGAUUAAGGAGAAAACUGAGGAGAUCCAUAAAACCUUCACCGUCGAAAGCGACUUUACUGAAGAGGAAGAGGCCCAGAUGCGCAAAGAGAAACUGGUGUGA